Messenger RNA from Pseudogymnoascus verrucosus, 2164 nucleotides. RefSeq lists its product as uncharacterized. Gene Ontology annotation, biological process: transmembrane transport; carbohydrate transport. Gene Ontology annotation, molecular function: carbohydrate:proton symporter activity. Gene Ontology annotation, cellular component: membrane. The transcript has a single exon. NCBI's taxonomy places the organism in Eukaryota, Fungi, Ascomycota, Leotiomycetes, Thelebolales, Thelebolaceae. The record is from RefSeq and is a predicted model, not a curated record. The coding region runs from base 324 to 2072 and encodes 582 amino acids.
AGUUUAUCAACUAAUGGUGGAGUAGACCCCCCGAGCUCGGAGAAAUCCCCAGACUAACCUUAAGACCAUGCCAACAGCGUGGUGCCCCACUUCCCCACGACAGGUCAAAGGGGAAGUUGGAGGAUCUGGAGUCUGCCCCAAGUCGUAAACUAACUUAAGUUACCUUGACAUAACUUACAGGGGGAAGAAAUUCCACGACUUGAAUGGCAAAAUUAUCACAAAGUGGCAUAUCUAUAUAAACUCAUGGUCUGCCCAGUCAACAUGAUUCAACUGUUCAAUACCUUUCACUCCUAUCAUUUUCCUUGGGGUAACAUACAACCGUCAUGGAUUCGAAAGACUCUAAACCAGACACAGGUGCAGAGCAUCAAGAAUACUCUUCGCCUGUAGUCUCAACCUCUCCGAACAACAUGUCACCAGAACAGCCGGUCUCGACGACGACUAAAGAUGGUGGACCUCAUAAAUCAGUGCCCGGUGUCUCCUUGCUUCGCGACCUGGCGCUCGACGCAGAGGUAGCGGACACUAUGCAAAAGAAUAUGAGCAUUAUGGAGGCCGUCAGGAAAUACCCCAAGGCGAUCGCCUACUCCAUGAUUCUAUCCCUAUGCAUUAUCAUGGAAGGCUAUGACACGUCUCUUAUUGGCAGCUUUUUCGCUCUCCCGCAAUUUCGAAAGAGGUUUGGAGUUGAGCUUGCCAAUGGCGAUUACCAGGUGACGGCGAGCUGGAUGUCAGGGCUCCAAAAUGGAACGCAGGUCGGUCAGAUUUGUGGCCUGAUGAUCGCAGGUAUUCUGGCGGAUCGUUUUGGCUACAAGAAAACCAUUAUCGGGGCGCUCUUCCUCACAAUCGCCUUCAUAUUCAUAUUCUUCUUUGCACAGAACAUCGCCAUGCUGUUCGCAGGAGGAGUUCUCUGCGGCUUGCCUUGGGGAGCAUUCCAGAUCCUCACGACCACCUAUGCCGCUGAUGUGGCUCCGAUCCAACUGCGACCCAUCUUAACCACCUAUGUCAACAUGUGCUGGGUAAUUGGUCAGUUGAUCAGCACUGGCACUCUUCGAGCUCUCCUGCACCGCUCCGACGACUGGGCAUGGCGCAUACCGUAUGCCAUACAAUGGGCGUUCCCACCUCCAAUCAUACUCGGCGUGCUGUUUGCACCCGAGAGUCCCACAUGGCUGGUCAAGAAAGGGCGACUCGAAGAAGCUCGAAAGGCACUGCGUGGUCUGACUAGCUCUGAGGUUGACGAUGAGGAAAUCUCUCAGACCGUGGCCAUGAUCGCGCACACGAACGAGCUAGAAAUGCAGCUCCAAGAAGGCACGUCGUAUCUCGAUUGUCUCCGUGGACCCAAUCUCCGCCGGACUGAAAUUGCCAGCGUCGUCUGGAUGACGCAGGUAUUAUGUGGUAUCUGGUUCGGUGGCAACAUAACAUACUUCUUGCAACAGGCCGGCUUCAACCCCGACAAGUCGUUCGACUUCGGUCUCGGCACUAAUGGCAUUGCUCUAGCUGGGACAAUUGCAUCUUGGUUUAUCAUGCCGCGUAUUGGUCGACGCACAUUAUACCUCGUCGGAUUGAGUGUUAUGUUCACCAUCCUCGUGAUUGUCGGCAUCCUGGGGAUCCCGGCCCCUCAACCCUGGAUCGGAUGGACUUCGGGCGGCUUUAUGCUGGUUUUUGUUGCUACCUACGGUAUGACAGUGGGACCGGUUUGUUACUGUUUAGUUUCCGAGAUUCCAUCGACACGGCUGCGAAUCAAGAGUGUUGUCCUUGCUCGCAAUGCCUAUAAUAUUGCGAGCAUCGUGGCCAACUUCCUCAACCCACCCAUUCUCAACCCAAGUGCAUGGAACCUACGUGGAAAGGGCGGCUUCGUCUGGUGCGGGUUCUGUUUGUCUGCACUGAUCUGGUCCUAUUUCCGCCUUCCUGAGCCCAAGGGCCUGUCGGCCGCGGAAUUAGAUAUACUCUUCGAAGAUGGCGUCAGCGCUCGCAAUUUCCGCAAGGUGCAGGUAGACGUGUUUGCAAGGGGAAAUAUGAAAGGGGAAGAGGAGGAUGCACGAGUGGCAGAUGCGGUACCGGUAACGAGCGAGAAAGUGUGAACACAUUAUCAUGGAUGGGAGUGAAAUGCGGUGACAUCUCCAAGGAACUUUGUAACUUAGUUGAUAACUUAUCCUAUACGCACAGAACCGCG